GACUUCCCCACAGACCCUCUUCCAAAGCCCAGAAGAAGGCUGGCAGCUGUAUACCUCGGCCCAGGCCCCCGACGGGAAAUGCAUCUGCACGGCCGUGAUCCCCGCACAGAGCACCUGCGCCCGCGAUGGCAGGAGUCGGGAGCUGCGGCAGCUGAUGGAGAAGGUCCAGAAUGUCUCCCAGUCCAUGGAGGUCCUUGAGUUGCGGACGUACCGUGACCUCCAGUACGUGCGCAGCAUGGAGACCCUCAUGCGGAGCCUGGAUGCGCGGCUCCGGGCAGCUGAUGGGUCCCUCUCUGCCAAGAGCUUCCAGGAACUGAAGGACAGGAUCACGGAGCUGUUGCCCCUGAGCUCGGUCCUGGAGCAGUAUAAGGCAGACACGCGGACUAUUGUGCGCCUGCGGGAAGAGGUGAGGAAUCUGUCCGGCAGUCUUGCAGCCAUCCAGGAGGAGAUGGGUGCCUACGGGUAUGAGGACCUGCAGCAGCGGGUGAUGGCUCUGGAGGCCCGGCUCCAUGCCUGCGCCCAGAAGCUGGGCUGUGGGAAGCUGACUGGGGUCAGUAACCCCAUCACGAUUCGAGCCAUGGGGUCCCGCUUCGGCUCCUGGAUGACCGACACGAUGGCCCCCAGUGCGGACAGCCGGGUCUGGUACAUGGAUGGCUAUUACAAGGGCCGGCGCGUUCUGGAGUUCCGCACUCUGGGAGACUUCAUCAAAGGCCAGAACUUUAUCCAGCAUCUGCUGCCCCAGCCCUGGGCAGGCACAGGCCAUGUGGUAUACAAUGGGUCCUUGUUCUACAACAAGUACCAGAGCAAUGUGGUAGUCAAGUACCACUUCCGCUCACGCUCCGUGCUGGUGCAGAGGAGCCUUCCGGGGGCUGGUUACAACAACACCUUCCCCUACUCUUGGGGUGGCUUCUCUGACAUGGACUUCAUGGUAGAUGAGAGCGGGCUCUGGGCCGUGUACACCACUAACCAGAAUGCAGGCAACAUUGUGGUCAGCCGGCUAGACCCGCACACCCUUGAGGUCAUGCGAUCCUGGGACACUGGCUACCCCAAGCGCAGCGCUGGUGAGGCCUUCAUGAUCUGUGGCGUGCUCUACGUGACCAACUCCCACCUGGCCGGGGCCAAGGUCUAUUUUGCUUACUUCACCAACACGUCCAGCUACGAGUACACGGACGUGCCCUUCCACAAUCAGUACUCCCACAUCUCCAUGCUGGAUUACAAUCCCCGGGAGCGGGCCCUCUAUACCUGGAACAACGGCCACCAGGUGCUCUACAAUGUCACCCUCUUCCACGUCAUCAGCACUGCUGGGGACCCCUAGAGGCCCACCAGGGGCCCUUUCUACUCUGCCUGUGUCCCUUCAAGUUGAUCUGUCUCUGUCCUGCCCCACCUCCCCUCCUGUCCCUUUUUUCUCUCUCCCUGCCUUUCGCCCAGCUUUCAUUCUCUGCCUCUGUAUUUCUAUUGGUGCAUUUUCUCAAUGUCUCUUCUCCUUUAUUGAUCUGAUUUUGAUACUCCAGUUCUUUGUCAUCCUGCCUCUUUAUUGACGUCCCUCUUUCUUUUUAUUGAUCUGACUCUCCAGAUCAUUCCGUCUCUGCCUGUCUCUCUUCCCUCCCCUUUGCUUCCCUCCCACUCAU
Messenger RNA from Myotis davidii, 1628 nucleotides. RefSeq names its product olfactomedin 2 (gene OLFM2). The coding region runs from base 155 to 1315 and encodes 386 amino acids. Lineage: Eukaryota; Metazoa; Chordata; Mammalia; Chiroptera; Vespertilionidae. Gene Ontology annotation, biological process: signal transduction. The record is from RefSeq and is a predicted model, not a curated record. The transcript has 5 exons.